AUGUCUGAAAAAGAGAUUUCUGAAACCGGUUUUGCUGCUACUCCUCAGUGGUUAGACGAAGAAUUUUUGGAAAAAGUUUUGAAAUAUCACGAAAAAUGUGAAGAAAUUAAAAUUACUGAGCUGAAAGUCAAUCCAGCUUCUAUUUUGAACAAUUUGGCCUCAAUUAUCUUCAAAAUUGAUGUAUCUUACGAGAUAAAAAAUCAUUCAAAAGUUCACUCAAACUUCAUUUUAAAAACUAUUCCCGAGGAAAAAGAUAUCAAACUAGAUUUUCAGAAAUAUAAUACGGCAUUUCCCACGGAAAUGUUCAUUUACGAGAAAAUUUUACCGAAAAUGCAUGAACUUUUGAGAGCAAAAAAUGAUGAUACGGUUUUCGCUCCUGAGUUCAUCUAUUGCACCGACACUCCCGUUCCUAUGAUAAUUUUAAAAGAUUUGAGCUUUGAUGGAUUUUGCAGUCCAAUGAAUUUACUGGAAAUUGACGCAACCAAAGUUGUUACGGAAAAAUUGUCGAAAUUUCAUGCUUGUUCGAUGUUUCUCCAUGAAAACGGAACUCCAAUUGACUCGUUAACUGAGAGUUUUGUAAAACCAACACAUGGAAAAGACUCAUUCACUGAAGUUUGGAUAAAACCAGGACUUGAAUUGGCCAUUUCUUACUUCAAAAAGUGGGAAGGAUGUCAAAAUAUUGCUGAAAAAUUGAUAAAAUCUGAAAAAACUAUCAUAGAGAGAUUUACUCAAAUUUACGUCGACCCGUCAAAAGGACCUUAUAAUAUUUUGAAUCAUGGCGAUUUUCAUCAUGGUAAUUUAAUGCAGCGAAAUGGGGGAGUCUUGCCUCAGGAUCUGUUGUUGAUUGACUUCCAAUUUUCCUUUUUCGGUACUCCAGCUGUCGAUUUCAUAUACAUGCUGUAUCUGAUGACGAGUCAAAAAGUUCGCAAAAAUCAUAGAAAUGAAAUUAUGGAGCUCUACUUCGAAAAAUUCGUUGCUACUUUGAAGCUUUUGGACUUUAAAGGAAAAAUUCCGACGUUUACCGAAUUUGAAAAUGAAUUGAAACGUUGUCGUUUGAUGGAACUUGUGUUACUUUUGUGUUUCGGUGCUUAUUUUUACGUCAACUGGGAAGAUAAAUCCACAAAAACAGUCGUUGAAGCGGCCCAGGAGAAAAAUCUGUACGCUCCAACAAUUCCUAUUUGGGAAAAUAAUGAAGAAUGGAAAGAAUAUGUUACAAAAUCUGUCGAAGAAAUGAUCAACAAAGGAUUUUUGGAUUAA
Molecule: messenger RNA, 1257 nt
Organism: Culicoides brevitarsis
Lineage: Eukaryota; Metazoa; Arthropoda; Insecta; Diptera; Ceratopogonidae
Exons: 4
Coding region: 1-1257 (418 amino acids)
Source: RefSeq, a predicted model, not a curated record